Molecule: messenger RNA, 852 nt
Organism: Penicillium bovifimosum
Lineage: Eukaryota; Fungi; Ascomycota; Eurotiomycetes; Eurotiales; Aspergillaceae
Exons: 2
Coding region: 1-852 (283 amino acids)
Biological process (GO): peptidyl-proline hydroxylation to 4-hydroxy-L-proline
Cellular component (GO): endoplasmic reticulum
Molecular function (GO): procollagen-proline 4-dioxygenase activity; iron ion binding; L-ascorbic acid binding
Source: RefSeq, a predicted model, not a curated record
AUGCCCUCCAAAUCCAAAAAGCCAAUCACCAAAACACCCCAACAAGUCCCAAAACCCCAAACUCCAAACUGGCCUCCUCUCCGUCCGCUCCUCCCCACCACAGACCUCACCCUGACCCCCCUCCUCACCUCCCAAAUCUACCUGAUCCGCAACUUCCUCCCAUCCGCCCUCUGCAAAACCUACGCCUCCUUCCUCGCCUCCCUCCCCCUAACAACAACACCGGGAAAGCCCAAGAAAGACGAAGCCCUGCGCGUCAACGACCGCUUCCAGAUCGACGAUGCGCGCUUCGCCGAGAUGCUAUGGAACACGACGGCACUGAAACACCUCGUCACGACCCUCGGCGAACACGAGUACAAACCAGACGCAGAGGACGACGAGGACAGCGGUAUCCCACCUGCUGUCACGGAACAAGCACGUCAACUCUGGGGCGGACAGCCAUUGGGAUUGAACCCCAAUAUUCGGAUUUAUCGUUACUCAGCCGGGCAGUUUUUUGGACAGCAUUCACGAUUCCGGAAAUGGCUUCAAUGCCAAUCAGCAGCGGAACUAACAAUUGCAAAAGAUGACGAUGCAAACAAUGUGACUCUACCGCCGCCGAACUCACGCUCGAAAGCGACGCCGGCGCGCACAACUUGGACUCUAUUGGUUUAUCUGAGCUCCUGUACGGGCGGCGAAACGAUCUUCUACCCUGAACCCACGCGCGAAAACCGGAACCCGGAGCCGAUAGCUGUUGCGCCGGAAGUGGGGAUGGCUUUGUUGCAUCGGCAUGGGGAUCAUUGUAUGCUGCAUGAGGGGGCUGAGGUCACUGGUGGGGAGAAAUGGGUUUUGAGGAGUGAUUUGGUCGUCCCGAGGUGA